UACCUGCGCUUCAACCUUUGCGUUGGCAGUGCGGUGCAGUGCGGGUCCGAGCGUCUAACUGGCGCUUUCUGCUUCUCUCCGUUAUUACUUCUACCUGUCCGGAUGCAUCGAUCCUCCGUUACCUGCGAAACCUCUCAUCAAUCAAACUGAAACAGAACUAAGAAAGAGACAAUUAAGGAAAAGAUAGACAUACCGGGAACAGGCUAAAGAUCGGGAAAAGUGUUUAAGUUUGUAGAGGAAGAGAAAGAGGGAGGAGUGCUUGAAAAAACCCGAGACUUUUUUUCUGUUAUGUAGCCGAGCAAAUGAUCCAUAUAACUUAAAUCGAGUGUAACGCGACGAAAGUUAUUUCUUCGGCGACUCCAAUAUUUCAAAUCACGGUUUCGUAAUUUAUUAUUUUGGGAAAAUCAACAGUCGGAUUUAAUACCUGAAAAGUAGCGGAGAAGGAGCCGGAGAAACCAUGCCCCGAGCCUUUCUUGUGAAAAAAGCAAGUAUUUCGCCGGGCAAACGGAACUGGAGCGAACGUCCAGAUCACGAACGUGGAGACAUUUACAUUCCAGUGUCCAUUGUUCCAUCUGUCUGCGUCGAGGAGUCCGAGGCCAGCACCGCCGAGCUCAGCCGAUACCAGCUGGCGAUUACCCAGGAACCCCUGCGGCAUGCCCACACAGCCGAGCUCCCGUCAUGCUCUGCCCAGGGUCAGCGGCAAAGCCCAGAGCCCGAGAGUCCAAAGAGGGCACAGGGCAGCACCUAUAUCCGCUCAAAGAUGAAGGUCACGACAGGUGAGCUUCCCAGCGAGGUUCCCGUCUCGGCUCCCGUUUCCACUGCCGGCUCGGGCCAGUUCGAGUGCCAGGUGUGCCAGAAGACCUUUCAGUUCCAGCGCAUGCUGAAUCGCCACCUUAAGUGCCACAACGAGACCAAGAGGCAUCCGUGCAGCUUCUGCGGGAAAGGCUUCAACGACACGUUCGACCUCAAGCGGCACGUCCGCACGCACACAGGCGUGCGGCCAUACAAGUGCAACCAGUGCGACAAGGCCUUCACUCAGCGCUGCUCGCUGGAGUCGCACAUGAAGAAGAUCCACGGCAUCGUGCAGCAGUAUGCCUACAAGGAACGCCGCAGCAAGCUGUACGUGUGCGAGGACUGCGGCCACACGGCCGCCACGCAGGACUCCCUGCUGCGCCACCUGCAGGCCCUGCACCCCCAGAGCGCGCUGCUCAAGUCCAAGGGGGCUCGCAAGCUCGGGAUGGCAGUGGGCCCGUUCAGGGGUGCGGAUGGGGAAGACAUGUCUACCUCCGGCUCCCCGCAGUCUCAGAACUACCCUGACAGUGACGAUAUGGCCGAAUCUGGGGGGAUGUAGAGUGAGGGAGGCAGGGAGGGAGGAAGGGGUGAUCGACGAUUUAUACACUAAAGGAAAGGAGAAUUUUAAACACUCCUAUGACACUGUAAAUUAAAAAAAAUGAGAUUACUGUUUUUCUUUGUCUUGGGCAAGAUACAAUCCUGAGUUUUUAAUUUUCUAAAGGACACAGGGACUUAUAAGAUUAGCACAAUAUCUAAUUAGUGGAAUAUGUCUCAUGCUGUAGCCCGGCUGCAAUAGUAGCUGCAUUUCGCAGCAUCCCGGAUGAGCUUUUAUUUUGUCGAUGUCUUGAAUGCACUUUGUUUCACGUCUUAGCCAUGCUUUAAGAAUACUGUUUUGGAAAGCUAAAUUCAACAUUUUGUUGAAACUAAAACCAGUAAUAUUAACCAGUCACACGUGAAGAAUGACCUCGAGGUGUUGCAGCCACGAUUGUCACACUGCCUGUCACAGUGCAUCUCUUACUGUAUGAAAUGUAAACCAUGUUUUUUAACUGUUUAACUGUUGAGAUCAACAAACAACUCGAUUACCAGAUAUGUGUAGAUUAAUGAAACUGACUUUCUUCUAUAUGUUUAAAAUCUUUUCUGUACAGAAUUAGGCCUCCUUUUCCCAUUCAAUCAAUAGGGAAACACUACAUACUGAGCAUGUGACUCACUUAUGAUUUUGAACAAAAUCACAUGGACCAAAAUGAUCUGUCACUAUAUUGCAAACAUACAUUUGCUGGGCUAAUGUUGACAAAACGAUAUAGAUCUAUAUACUUAAAUGCAUUUUUCUGAUAUUUAUAUUUUGAGUUGUCUAAUCAUAAGUAGCUGCAAAUAUAUUAGCCGGGUAAAUUAUUGUUCUGAUCCACUGCCAUAUUCAAGUAUGUGAUUUAAAAAGGAAUCACAGAAAGGACACUCUAAUGCCAUUUCUUCAAAAGCGAGAAUGGAAGUACUGUGCGAUGAAGUUUACAUCCUAAUUUACAUUUAAAGUUUGGGAACACUAGACACACGUGAAACAUGUAUGAUGUGGGAGUGUGACGGGUGAUCGGGAGAGUGCCAGGGCUGAACUGAAACAGGAUUUCAGUUUGGGAGAAGAUAUAUAUUUUUCUUUCUAGCAUCUUAUUCUAGACAAUAAAAUUGUGGAGGUGAAUUUGUUGAGGUUAUCAGCGAUGUCAUGGUGUAACUUUCUUGGCUACGUUUUGGAAGAGUUUGAGGAGGAUCUCGGCAAGUUCCCUUUGUGUACGAAACUAAGUGUGUGUGAAGCAGUAAGAAAAUGAGUCUGUUAGUAGCCUUGUAUGUGAAAAGGGAACAUAUAACAGGAAUAUGCUUGAGGUUACUAUUUCCAGCUGCAUUUUAUAUGUAUAGAGAGAUAUUAUUAUUAUUUAUGGGCGGUGUUGUUUUUACUGUUUACAAAAAAGAAAUAUAUUCUUGUUUUUUUUUUUUAAUUCUAUAGACUUGAUCUAAGACUUCUUUGUAAAGGUGACAUUCGGCAGCAAGAAACACAUGUUUGUUUUUGCAUCUGACCGCGUUUCAGGAUGAUGUGUCAGGCUGUGGUCCUGUAUUUUAUCAAAAGGGUUUCCCGCUGACUAGGUUAAGGUGAGCAGGGUGGUGAAACACAGACCUGAAUUGCCGCUCCUUUCAUGUCUGGGCAGUCAACUGCAUUUGGCUCAUUGCCACGUUAUUGUGCCAUAUUGUGCAAUACAUUUCAUGUGUGGUACGCUACUUUUUAAUGGGCUGUCUGACUCAUCGUUCAGCGGUUAAGAUGUACGCUGUCUGUGCUGUGGUGAUACAGACUGUGUAUUAACUUGAAUUCUGUACACACUGCUCGAUCCUGCUGCGUUGUAACUCAUUGCAAAAUACUGUGGUUCCCUGCACAGGCUCUCUGCAAUCCUGCCACAAAUGUGUGGCUUCACUGUUGCUAUGUAUUGAGUGGAAGCAGACUGUGGUACAUGUAAGCCAAUGCGCUUACGAUUGUUGUGGGAUUGCUCAACAGUAAAUUGACUUUCCAGGA
Molecule: messenger RNA, 3337 nt
Organism: Brienomyrus brachyistius
Lineage: Eukaryota; Metazoa; Chordata; Actinopteri; Osteoglossiformes; Mormyridae
Gene: ovol1a
Product: ovo-like zinc finger 1a
Exons: 4
Coding region: 458-1351 (297 amino acids)
Biological process (GO): regulation of transcription by RNA polymerase II; epidermal cell differentiation
Cellular component (GO): nucleus
Molecular function (GO): RNA polymerase II cis-regulatory region sequence-specific DNA binding; DNA-binding transcription factor activity, RNA polymerase II-specific
Source: RefSeq, a predicted model, not a curated record